Bombina bombina (fire-bellied toad) is the source of this 2988-nucleotide messenger RNA. Its product is annotated as gastrula zinc finger protein XlCGF57.1-like. The coding region runs from base 62 to 1867 and encodes 601 amino acids. The record is from RefSeq and is a predicted model, not a curated record. The transcript is spliced from 10 exons. Gene Ontology annotation, molecular function: DNA-binding transcription factor activity, RNA polymerase II-specific; RNA polymerase II cis-regulatory region sequence-specific DNA binding. NCBI's taxonomy places the organism in Eukaryota, Metazoa, Chordata, Amphibia, Anura, Bombinatoridae. Gene Ontology annotation, biological process: regulation of transcription by RNA polymerase II.
CUGGAUCUAGCUGCUACCAGGUGUCACAUUUAUAGCAUCUGACUCACUGACAAAGAACAAGAUGAAUAAAUACAGGAAGCAGAUAGCAGAGCAGUUCCUUAGUCAGGCCCUGGGCAUCAUCUGCCUGCUGACCGGAGAGGAAUACACCAUUUUGAAGAAGAGGCCCUCCCACAGCAGCAUACAACAGCUGAGCGGAGAGGUGCCUAUAAAGUGUGAUGAUGUUGCUGUGUAUUUCUCUAUGGAGGAGUGGGAGUAUAUAGAGGGACACAAGGAGCUUUACAAGGACGUCAUGAUGGAGACUCACCAAGCACUAAGGACUAUGGAGAUCCCAGGAAAUGAGAGCUCAGACCUAACAGGUCACAGUGAUGAAAAUCUAGACACAGGAUCACAAGGAGACCUACAGAAUAUUCAGCCAUCAGAUGUCUCUGCAAGUGACAUUAAUACUGAUGUAAAUGUUAAAACAGAAGAUCUGAGUGUAUUGUGUGAGCUGGAAACUCCAAUGCAGGAAAUGUGUGACAGUGACAAUGCAGAUGAAAACGAUGCUAAAAGUUUAUGUAACACAGAACAAACAGAAGAUCAGGGGCUAAGUAAUAUGCCAGAAGCUGCAAAGCAGGAAAUAUGUGACAAUAUAAGUACAGAUGAAAAAGAUGCUAAGAUUUCAUGUAACACAGAAGAUCAGUGGCUAAGAAAUAUAACAGAAGCUGCAGAGCAGGAAAUAUGUGACAAUAUAAAUGCAGGUGAAAACGAUGCUAAGAUUUCAUGUAACAUGGGACAAACAGAAGAUCAGUGGCUAAGAAAUGUCCAACCAUCAGAGCAGGAAAUUUGUGCCAAUAUAAGUACAGAUGAAUUCACAAACUGCAAUAAUCCUAGCCAUGAUCAGAGUGCAGAUGUGUCUUUACAUCUUCAAAAUCAAAGAAGCCACGUGGGAAAUUUAUGUUCUGAAUGUGGGAAAUGUUUUCUUAAGAAAUCACAUCUUCUUAAACAUCUAAAAAUUUGUACAGGAGAAAAGCCAAUUUCCUGUCCUAUAUGUGGGAAAUGUUUUAACUGUAAAAACAUUCUUAUUGCUCAUCAGAAAAUUCAUACAGGAGAAAAAGAAUUUUCAUGUUCUGUUUGUGGGAAAUGCUUUACUCAAAAAUCAAAUCUUAUUUGUCAUCAGAAAAUUCAUACAGGGGAGAAAGGAUUUUCAUGUCCUGACUAUAGGAAAUGUUUUACUCUGAAAUCAAACCUCAUUACACAUCAGAAAAUUCAUACAGGGGCAAAAGGAUUUUCAUGUUCUGACUGUGGGAAAUGUUUUAAUCGGAAAUCAGAUCUUCUUGGCCAUCAGAAAACUCAUACAGGUGAAAAAGCAUUUUCGUGUUCUGACUGUGGGAAAUGUUUUACUUUGAAAUCAACUCUUCUUAUGCAUCAAAAAAAUCAUACAGGGGUGAAAGGAUUUUCAUGUUCUGACUGUGGGAAAUGUUUUACUUGGAAAUCAUAUCUUAUUAGACAUCAAAAAAUUCAUACAGGGGAAAAAGGAUUUCCAUGUUCUGACUGUGGAAAAUGUUUUAUUCUGAAAUCACAUCUUAUUAGGCAUCAGAAAAUUCAUACAAGGGUGAAAGAAUUUUCAUGUUCUGACUGUGGGAAAUGUUUUACUUGUAAAUCAUAUCUUAUUAGGCAUCAAAAAAUUCAUACAGGGGAAAAAGGAUUUCCAUGUUCUGACUGUGGGAAAUGUUUUACUUGGAAAUCAUAUCUUAUUAGGCAUCAGAAAAUUCAUACAGGGGAGAAAGCAUUUUCAUGUUCUGACUGUGGGAAAUGUUUUACUCUGAAAUCACAUCUGAAUAGGCAUCAGAAAACUCAUAUUAAAACUAAUCAGAGUUUAGCCUCCUAAGUGCAGAGGAAUAUUAUGGCAGUUGUCACCCACACAAUACCAAGUCCUUAUAAUGAUUGCAUGUGACCCCCUGGGCAUGCAGUUUUGGAGCUGUUUGAGGUCCCUUCUGCACCUCAAGCAUUUGAGGUGACCCCAGGGUGGAUUUGAUUUAAAAAUUAUGAUUUAAAUCACUAGUCCGUAAUACCGAUUUAAAUUAUGGUUUUCAUUUUUAGAACAAGUUUUCAGAUUAUUUUUUUAUAGUUAUACCAGACUAUUACUAAAUUGGUUAUAUAUCAUUAGAUAUGCAUAGAUAGAUAUUUGAAAUGAAUGAAAUUAUUUGGAGGUGAAUUAUCUCCAGUUUAAUUGGCUAAUUAUUCACAUUUUAUCAACUUUUCACCUGUAUUUUAUUGGAAGGAGACAAAUUAUUACAUUAAUAAUAACAAAAUAAAUCGUUUUAUUUUACUAAAACAACAUUAUUUUUCAUUUUUAAUGUUUGCCCCUCCCUCCUCUUCUUAAAACUUAGUAUGGGUUGAUUCUGUGUACAUAGAUUUGCAGGGGAGCAAUGGCAUUAAUGGAAAGUAAAGUCAAAAUUAAAGUUUCAUGAUUCAGAAAGAACAUGAAUUUUUUUAAAAAAAAAAUCAAUUGACUUCUCUUAUCUACUUUGCUUUAUUCUUUAGGUAUCCAUUGUUAAAAAGCCUGCAUAGGUAGGCUCACUAAGAUGCAAUGCACUACUGUGAGCUAGCUGCUUGUCACAGUCUCACCCAUUGUAUUCAGAUAGUCCCCAGUAGAGCAUUGCUUUCCUUCAACAAUGGAUUCCAAGAGAAUGAAGCAAACAUCAUAAUAUAAGUAAAUCUAAAAAUGUUAUAUUCUAUCUAAAACCCAAAAGUUAUCUUUCAUGAUUAUGUCCCUUUAAGGUCUAUUUAUCAACUCUAUAUGUUCAUUUUUUAGAACAUUUUGCUGUGCCUGUUUUUCUGCAGACACAAAUUCACAGUUUUGAGAACUACAAAAUGAAUCAUAUGUGAUAACAUCAUUAAGAUUGAAAAAUUGUCCAAAAUAAUCUGACAGAAACCUUUUGGAGAGCAUGAUAUUGUGAAUAGAUUAAUGGAAUUAAUAAAUAAAUAAAAAAUACAGUAAUGAAUAAA